AUGAAGUGGCUUUCGGCGAGAUCUCAUGCUCCCAUACUCAAAAUCACCAUAAAAGAUCCUAGACCAAGUUACACAGCAUGGGACCGGGUCGAAGGCACAGUGACGGUGACUGCCCCCUAUGACACGAAUGUUAACAAUAUUCAGAUCACUUUUGAAGGCUCCUCGCGGGUGACUUUACCGCGGCCAAUUACCGAACUCCGUGAACCUGCAGCCUGCCACACAUUCCUGAAGCUCCAACAACCCAUUGAAACUCCUACCUCGCCCACUCAUGUCCCCGGAAGAACUUCCACUUAUCCAUUCUGUUUCGUUAUUCCCGACGAACUGCCUCUCGGGUCUUGCAUACAUGAAAAGAGCAAUGGCUGUGUCGAUCAUCGGCAUGCUAAGCUUCCACCAACACUGCGAUUCGCCAACUUGUCUCAGGAACUUUGUCGGAUUGCGUACUCUAUUCGUGUAAUGGUUUCCUACCAUAGGGCAAACGAUGACAAGAGCGGGAGAAUAACUACUUCUACAAAAGAUAUACGAUUUGUCCCUCCGCAUCAGCCGAACCACCUCCCGCGGAGCCUGCAGACAUUCGUAACAUUGCAACUCAAUUCGAAGCAGCAAGCGCAGAACAAAGCAUGUCUUUCUCUGGGGAAGUUAUCUGUGGAAGGCUCCUCCAUACAGCUGACGCAGGGGCGCUGGGGUUCCUCGGAUGGCUCCUCCGACGCAUAUAUCACCAUACCGCUUCGCUUCGAAGCAGCGGGAGAAGCGAAGCCUCCUCAACUACGAAACCUACAUUAUACGCUCAAGGCUUCAACAUUCUUAGCGACAAGGCCGAGUACCAAACAGCUCAAGCACCGUGAGGCACAAUACCGACAAGCACAUGUCGAUAAUAUCACGAUGCGAUCAGAGGAUAUCUCAUCUACGCAAUGGGUCAGGCAUGAGCCAGCCCCUGAGGACUGGCUCACCGAGCAUCAGAGCGAUGAGAGAGUAUACUACACAACAUCCAUACAUUUCCCUUUGCGCAUGCCUCGGAACGAACACCUCAUACCAUUUUCUACGUGUCUUCUCUCACGAGCCUAUCUUCUCGACAUGCGUAUGUCGUAUUCUACGCCCGACUCGAGUGGACGUCGUCAAUCGUUGGAAGCUACGCUGCCAGUUGAGAUCGCGGGGUCUUAUGACAAGUAUAUUGACAAGGGGCCGCUAUACGAUCCGCUAGGUGAACCAUGUUUAUUUUAUUGGGAUGCCGAGCCACCACCAUAUCAUGGCCAUGAAUUAUCUCGCUCCAGCGAUGUUGUGUCCUUGAGGAAGGGACAACAUACCAGUGUUUACCACCAUAUGGUGACUUCCUGA
Messenger RNA from Aspergillus tubingensis, 1332 nucleotides. Its product is annotated as zinc-binding dehydrogenase family protein. Bases 1 to 1332 code for a protein of 443 amino acids. Lineage: Eukaryota; Fungi; Ascomycota; Eurotiomycetes; Eurotiales; Aspergillaceae. The record is from RefSeq and is a predicted model, not a curated record. The transcript has 2 exons.